Molecule: messenger RNA, 1299 nt
Organism: Exophiala oligosperma
Lineage: Eukaryota; Fungi; Ascomycota; Eurotiomycetes; Chaetothyriales; Herpotrichiellaceae
Exons: 5
Coding region: 1-1299 (432 amino acids)
Source: RefSeq, a predicted model, not a curated record
AUGGGAAGGCUCAUUGACCCGGAGACGAGGUCGCGCAUACAGAGCACCAUUGACCAGAAAGUGCAGUCAGGGACUGUUCCGCCUCUCCUUUACCUGGCUUUCGAUCAUGAAGGGGACGUUUUCUUCUCUCACGUGUCGGGAACGAGGGGGGUAGAGUCGGAUGAGCCCAUGACCCGGGACACUGUGUUCUGGGUCGCAUCUUGGACGAAGCUCGUCACCACCAUAGCUUGCAUGCAGCUGGUGGAAAAGGGAGCGUUGGCCUUGGAUGACGCCGAGCAAGUGGCUUCGCUGGCUCCGGAGCUGUCCAAGUUCAAGGUGAUUGUCGAGGACGAUGGUACAGGAAACCUAAGGUUGGAAGAACAACGGAAACCAAUCACUCUAAGGAUGCUUCUCAGUCAUACGGCCGGCUUUGGGUAUGCGUUUGACGAUGUCAAGCUACGACGAUGGUCUUUGCCGACCGGGAUAGACGACUUCAACGCCGACUUUUCUGAGCUGCUCCGGCAUCAACUGGUGAAUCAACCGGGUGAGGCUUUCCAAUACGGUGUCGGCUUGGACUGGGCCGGAUUGAUUGUACAACGAGUCACCGACAUGACCCUCGACGAUUACGUACAGGGACACAUCGUUCGACCCCUCGGGCUCGAAGAAAUCACAUUUUUGCCCACCGAAUCUAUGAAGUCUCGGCUGGCUUACAUGCACCAGAGGGGCCCAGAUGGCACAUCUUUGCGCCACACCGAACACAUCAACCGACGACCACUGCUGGCUCAAACGGCCGAGGACAAAGAACGACUUUUCCACAUGGGUGGGUGUGGCUUGUUUGCCAGACCCGAUCAAUAUUUUCAAAUUAUAGCUUCUCUUCUGAACAACGGUUUCAACGAGCGGGCCAAUCUACAACUCUUGAAGCCGGAAACGGUAGCUUUGAUGUUCAAGGACCAAAUUCCGGACAAACCCAUCCACACCGAUGAACCAUGGCAGUCUGCCAAACCUCUCCUCGCAAACCCGACCCCCAUCUUUCCACCGCCACCACCGACACCCAAAGAAGGCUCCGAACUCUCUCGGGACGACACGAUGGGUUGGGGUCUUUCCUUUGCCUUGACGUUGCGGCCCGGCGCCACCGGUCGAGCCACGGGUACAGCUUGGUGGGAAGGCUUGCCGAAUCUCUACUGGUUUGCCGAUCGUGCGAGUGGGAUAGGAGGCAUCGUUGCCGCUCAGGUUCUUCCCUACGGAGACAAGCACGUAGUGCGUCUGGCCGAUGAAGUUGAGAAAAUGAUCUAUGAUGCCCUACGUCCAGCAAAGAUAUGA